Messenger RNA from Camellia sinensis, 1473 nucleotides. Its product is annotated as UPF0481 protein At3g47200-like. The record is from RefSeq and is a predicted model, not a curated record. NCBI's taxonomy places the organism in Eukaryota, Viridiplantae, Streptophyta, Magnoliopsida, Ericales, Theaceae.
AUGUCGGCUCGAUCUUUUGACAGUGAGUUGAGUGUUGUAAUCCAUAGCCCACCGAACCCACAUCCACAGCUAAGUUUGAUAAUGAAAGAAGAAAAUGGGUCCGGUGAGUCCUCAAACACCACAAUGGCAAAGCAUAAGAUACAGAAGGUCCCUAAAAUUCUGCCCACCGAGUCCACAAAGAAAUGCUAUGUGCCACAGCUAGUUUCUAUUGGUCCCUACCACCACAAGGACGAAAACCUCAAAUCGUUCGAAAAAUUCAAAUUUCAAUUCACAAGGGAGUAUGUGAAAAGUUGUGGACCAUCAUAUUCAAUAAACGACUUGUAUAACAAGGUUGCAGAUGUGGCUAUCGAGGCAAGAAACUGCUAUGCUGAGGACGCUAAUAUUGAUGCCCCGGACUUCACUUUGAUGAUGUUCCUCGAUGGUUGCUUCAUCCUCCAAUAUAUUCACUACAUGACACACGAAAACAAAGAAGAAGAAGCCAAAAUGAAGAUGAAGAAUCAUGAGAAAGCUUUCGUGCAACGUGACUUGUUCUUGCUCGAGAAUCAACUUCCUUUCAAAGUCCUCCAGGCACUGAUGACCAUGAACUUGGACUUUAAAGAGGAUAAAGGCUUGGAGUUGAUUAACAAGUUCAUUCAAAACACGCGGCCACCUCGUCCUCCUCAUAUUUCAUUUCAGGAAAUGAUGGAAAAUUGCAUUACAUGCAUUACCAACCCAAAAACAAGGCCCACAGAAGUACAAAGAAAAUUAGGCGAACCCGCUCAUCUUCUAGAACUCGUGCACAGGCAACUUACUAGCACUGAAAACAAAGGAGGAGGAGGAGGAGGCAACAAUUGUUACUCGAAAAUAAUGCAGAAACUCAUCGGCCGUCUCAAAAAUUUCUGUCCUAAUGGAGAAAGAAACAAUUGGUACUCGUAUCGUUCAGUACAGGAGCUCAAGACUGCAGGGAUCAUCUUCAGGCCUAACCAAGAAAACAUUUUUUUUACUGAUGUAAGGUAUGAACCUCUCGUCAUUAGAGCAAUCUUAAGGCUUCCUCCAAUGAUAAUUGAUGACUCAACCCAGUCUUUACUACUAAACUUGGUAGCCUAUGAGAUGUGUCCUGAUAGUCCCAAUGACUUGGGAGUCACCUCAUAUAUAUGGUUUAUGGAUACACUGAUUGAUAAUGCUGAUGAUGUGAAGGAACUGAGAAAGAAGGGAAUACUUCUAAACUACCUUAGUACCGACGAAGAGGUGGCUGGGCUUUUCAAUGAGAUAGCCAAGAACUUAGUGCCUAACACUAAUGCCUAUAAAGAUGUUCAAAACCAAAUUGAAGACCACUAUAAGAACAAGGUGAGACUGUGGAUGACUGAAUGGUUGCAUACCCAUUUUGAUACCCCUUGGACUCUUCUUGCUUUCCUUGGUGCUAUUUUAGCCAUUGUCUUGAGCUUUAUUCAGACUUAUGUUGCUAUCAAUCCUAGCACAAAUUCUGGAAAAUGA